This is a messenger RNA of Cimex lectularius (bed bug), 748 nucleotides long. RefSeq lists its product as uncharacterized. The coding region runs from base 116 to 562 and encodes 148 amino acids. The record is from RefSeq and is a predicted model, not a curated record. The transcript is spliced from 2 exons. Lineage: Eukaryota; Metazoa; Arthropoda; Insecta; Hemiptera; Cimicidae.
CAUUUUACAUCUCGUACCGGCACUAGUUCACUGGAACGUCGGUCCGCCAUUUUUCUACAGCCGUUCUCGGUAUCACGUCUUUUUCCACAACUCAACGUUAAACAAUUUUUUUACGAUGGAAGCCUUGAAAGAGAGACAAAGCAAAACUCAACCUCAAGAUGGACCUGUUGACCACGAGGCGAAGACCGAUGAGAAGUCAUGCCGUGGAAGGGAAUCAGAGGUCUUCGAGCCGUUAUCGGUUCGCGACGAGAAGACCGUCGAGGAAGAUUGCGAGCAAUCGCACGAAGAGGAAGUCGAAGAACUCGAAGAAGAAAUAGAUGAGGGUCCAUCUUCCGAGCGUGAUCAGGGCUCAGAUUUGAAGAGAAAGCUGGCGGAUGUCGAAGGAGGCGGUGAUGGGGAUGCCGUGGGCGGUCCUCAAGAACCUGAACCCUCUUUCACAGAGCCUGCAGCGAAAAAGAAGCCGGGCGAACGGAAAGAUAAAAAUCUCAAGAGGAAAAAGGAAAGAAAGACCCGGUCAAAGAAACAGGAGAAAGGUGAAGAUUCUAAAAAGACCGUCGGGUAAUUGGAUUCCGGUAAAUGUCCAUACAUUCUAGAUUUAGCCGAGUACUAAUUAAGCUAAUAUUUUUGUAGAAUGUAUGUGUUCACUCUUCAAACAAAUAUUUAUAAUAUAAAGAUUGCUGUUCCCUAAAUAAUCACCUUUUGUAGUAUGUCAUAUUAAUACAAAAUCAUUAACAUCUCUGUAACCCGA